This is a messenger RNA of Naegleria gruberi, 1418 nucleotides long. RefSeq lists its product as uncharacterized. The record is from RefSeq and is a predicted model, not a curated record. Gene Ontology annotation, molecular function: alpha-1,6-mannosylglycoprotein 6-beta-N-acetylglucosaminyltransferase activity. NCBI's taxonomy places the organism in Eukaryota, Heterolobosea, Eutetramitea, Acrasida, Naegleriidae. The transcript has a single exon. Bases 138 to 1400 code for a protein of 420 amino acids. Gene Ontology annotation, biological process: protein N-linked glycosylation.
CGUCCACUUUAAUAAUAUUCAUAUGUUCACAGGCACUGUUUCUAGCACUGUCAGCACUCACAUUUCGAUUAUAUCUAUCAUCAAAAAACAAUGAAAAAUGUUCAAUUUCUUUUUUAAUAUUGACAGCUCCACGUCAAAUGGAUGGCAAUAGUUUUUAUUAUCUAGGACAAACAAUUAAUAGUAUUGCUAAAUUAAAACAACGAUUAUUCAAUCCAUGUAUUGUAAUAUUCAAUAGCAAGGGAGAAGCUUUUAAAGAAGAAGUUGAAUUUAUGGUGAGAGGUUCAGCUCUCGAUGCACAAGUAACAAUCUAUCACAAGAAGAAGGAAUGGGAAAGUAAUAAUUUUGAUAAUUCACAAUUAUCACCUCGGAAGAAACAUCAAUCCAAUGAUUUUUAUGAUAUGAUCAAGACGGUUGAUUCAAACUUUAGAGUGAAGGAUAAUACUCCAAUUGCCAUCAUGGAAGAUGAUUUUAUAAUGUGUGAAGGAGCUUAUUAUCAUUUUGGUAGGAUUUUUGAAAAGAUUCAUGAAUUGGAAUCGAGUGGAAAGGAUUGGGUUGGUUAUCGAUUCUCCUUCGGUCUGAAUGGUGUGCUAAUUCAGAGAAAGGAUCUUGGCAGUAUGUUGAGAUUUUUGGAGAGAGAAUCUGAAACUGAUACACCAAUUGAUUGGCUAUUGGAACAAUACUUCCAUCAAUUGAAUCAUUAUGGAAAAUUACGUUUCCAAGACAGAUUAUUCUAUAUUUAUAGAUAUCAAUUAAUGAAACACAUUGGUGUCACAUCGUCUGUUGGAAAUGAGAGAAAUAUUGAGAGAAAUAAUGUUGAUUUUCCAAAUUGUAUGGAACCUCAAACACAAUCUCAACUUUUAGUACUGUUCCAGGCAGAGGCAUGUCCAAACUCAUACUUUUUCCCGUGUAAUGAUACCCUAACUGGAUCCAAUACACUCACCAAAAGAAUUCCAAAGUCAAGUAUGGCAGGAGGUAUUCCAUAUAUUGACGAUAAGGACUAUGAGUUUGAACAUGAUACUCUUCGAUUGCCUUCCUAUUCAUCCUCAAAUCCUUUACCAUUGGUUGAAUUGAAGAAAGUGAGAAGUGUUCCAUGUGAUGCAUCAGAGAGUUGUUCAACAUGUUGUGAACGAUUGGGCUCAGUGUGUGAACCUCAAUUCUUUUCCUAUAUUAAUAGAUGUGAUGAGUUGAAACGAUAUGCACCAAAUUGUAAGUGCAUGUAUGAGAGAAAUCCUGUUUUGGACUCUAGCUCACCUCUCCUUGAUGGAGACUAUUGCAUUCUUGGUUCAAGACCAAGCAGAUUCAGAUGUAAAAAUCAAAUGGAUGGCAAACGAAGAUUGUGUCCAUGUUUCAGGGAGAAACAAAACUCAUUCGAUAGGUCAAGAAAGACUUCCAAUAAUUAAUAAAUCUUGAAUUUAAAG